CACAUGAUAUGAUUUCAUUGGUUGUGCUAAUAAUUUAUGAAGUUUUAGACCUAUCAAAAAGAUAUACUGUCAUUUUGAUUGCUCUGAUUUCGCCCUAUUUGUUUACAUAAAUGUAAACAUUAGAUUAAGUUUGGAUAGUAGUUUCAGUUGGGAAAUUCGUUCAUUAUGACAGUAUUUGGUCUAAAAUUAAGUGUUUAAUCAUGAGUGUGUAGUGGAAGCUAGAUAAUCGGCAAUGUGAUGCUGCAACAUGCCAAAAAUUAUCGAGUUAACAGUGGAAAUAGAUGUACAGAGGGUAUCAUGUCCAGGAGUGUGGUUAUGCCAAGAUGGCCGUGUGUCCCUCACAGUGUUUGCGCUGGGCACCAGCUACCAGACCUGUCUGCUGCCUCCCAUCUUCCCGCUCCUAUUCAAAGACAUCUUCUACUUCCGCAAAAGAUUUCAAGAAUCUUGCGCAUUGAAUAACAUUUGCUGUUUGUUAAAAGAAGAAACAAUAUACUGUGAGCUGGUGCAAUGGUGUGAUGACUGUGCUUCUAGUGAGUGUGUGAUCCUGGCUCAGUACCUGGGCGCUUUGAAUGAUGUGCUCUUCCCACCCAACAUGUGCUCCAACGAUGGAGUGGAUCUGCUCAUGAGGAGGGCUAAGGACUUCCCUGGUAUACUAUCCCCCAAAAUCGAGAUAGCAACAAAAGUGCGUAUAGACGAGGUGUGGAACCAGUCGCACACAGCGCCUUCCUCGCUGAAGGUAGCCUGUCAUUGUUCGCCUCGCGACGAGACCGCCCGACAGAGGCAGGUCUGCCAUUCUGCCCGGUACCAUAGGAACAAAUGUUUCAAACACGCGCGGGCGCCAUCAGGACCUUUACGGUCAGGGUCACGGUCUGGAUCCUCGGGCUCGAAGUCAUGCUGCAGCCUCAUGCAGAACGAUGCGGACUAUAUGACUGCUUGUGACUGUCCUGUUCCAAUACCGAAAACUGGUAUGAUGAACUGCCCUUAUCAGAAGUCGCAACGUCGCAGCCGCUCGCCUCGCCGCGAGUAUUGUGUGUACAAUGUACAAAAUACGGACACGUGGAUAAACAAACCGUUUACUAAGACUGGUAGUAAUGAUAGCGAGUCUUACGAUGACUAUACGUUAAGAUCAAUGAGCAGCACAGAGAAGCCGUACUCCAACCGUCAUGAGGAAGAAAAACAGAAGAAGACUACCCUAGAAAGCAGAUACAUCGACUAUGAUAGAUACACGAACGCUAGUACACAGGACAAAAGAAAAAACCAUUUCAAAACUAAAAUAACCCCUUGUGUAUGUGAAAUCUGCAAACGAUACCACGAACUCUUUCAUACGAACAAAGCAUAAAUCAUUUGUCAGGUCAAUAAGGACCAAUUUGCAAUAACUACCUCAUUGAAAAUGACUGCGUGACUGGAUGUAGGUAAGCAAUACAGUUUGUAAUUACCGUCCCCAAUUAACAAAGGAAAUUGUGCUUUAAUGUUAUCAUCAAAUGUUUAUACAUUGUUAUAUUUUUCUUCAUAAGUUUUUAGAAACCAAUUUUUAUAACUAAUCAUGCAUUCUUAUCUUUUUUUAAUAAAAAAAUUCGUUACUCUAACAAAAAUUGUAUAGACAAAAUCUAGUAUAGUGUAAGAUUUGUUAAAAAAUAUUGUGUUCAAAUAAUAAUUUAUCUUAUUUUUAUACUUAAAUAUUAUAAUUUAAAUUUAUUAUUCUAUAAAUCAAUUGUUAUACUUUUUUUAUACAAGUUGAAGAAAUAGAGGAUCAUGAAAUAAAACGAAUAAAAUCAUUAAAUUACUA
Molecule: messenger RNA, 1786 nt
Organism: Spodoptera frugiperda (fall armyworm)
Lineage: Eukaryota; Metazoa; Arthropoda; Insecta; Lepidoptera; Noctuidae
Product: spermatogenesis-associated protein 6
Exons: 7
Coding region: 248-1339 (363 amino acids)
Biological process (GO): spermatogenesis
Molecular function (GO): myosin light chain binding
Source: RefSeq, a predicted model, not a curated record